Molecule: messenger RNA, 753 nt
Organism: Papaver somniferum (opium poppy)
Lineage: Eukaryota; Viridiplantae; Streptophyta; Magnoliopsida; Ranunculales; Papaveraceae
Product: protein ENHANCED PSEUDOMONAS SUSCEPTIBILTY 1-like
Exons: 3
Coding region: 1-753 (250 amino acids)
Source: RefSeq, a predicted model, not a curated record
AUGGCAAUAUGGUCUCCGUCUAUAUCAACUGCAGCAACUUUGAAGGUGCAGAACAUAUGUUCCUCAAGCCAUAAUAGAUCGAUUGUUUUUGCUCACUGGGAGAUCACCAGUUCUUUCGGUUAUCAUACUUCACUUCCUUGUCCGGUUUUUGAGCGUUGGUUUAUCAACAAAACAGAUUGCCCUCUCCGUCAACACCUCUCUUCCGUUGAUAAAUCACUGGCGACAACUAGUACUAAUGAAGUUCCGCCGCUUGACGGUCUUGUAGAGAGGUGUUUCCAUUUCACUAAGCCGAACAUUGCAGCAUUAAAAGAGAGGGCGAGGAGCUGUUUGAGUGAUAAUUGGAAUGGAAGUCGAGAGCUUAAAAUUAAGAUACUGAUGAAUAGCAGAACUAAGUUGAUUCCACCAUCGCCUGAAACAUACUUUGGCAACUCAAUAGCAACCGGGAUUGUAACUCUGAAGGAGGGUGAGCUGGUCAAGAGGCCGGGAUUCGGUUUCCUGGCCUCAAUGUUGAAUGAGGCGGUUAAAUCCAACAAUUAUGAAAAGAGUAGAAGUUUUACUGAAUCAUGGAUAGAGAAACAUUUAACGUCGAGUCCUGGUGGCUGUACAAGAAUUAUCGGCAAUAGAUUUUUGGCUAGGAGUUCCCAGUGGUUCAAUAUGUAUGGAAACAAUUUCGGUUGGGGACGAUCUAGUGCUAUAAAGAUCGGUGCAAAUGACAAAUCUUAUGGAAGAACUUGUGAACACAUAAAUCUCUAA